AGCCCUGUGACAGGCAUUGUCGGCUCUACCAUGUCCGGACCUUUGGGGACCCAAAGGAACUUGUAUGGGUGGAGGAAAAAUCAACUCACACGUUCCAUGGAGGCUUUGAAUUUGACCAACUGCUUCUUUUGCGUCGAAGGAGCAAACAAAGAGAGAAGAACAACAAAAAAAACACUAUUGCUAAGCGUUUUCAGCUUUCUUGGAAAUCCGGUGUGGCGGAGGCUGAAUCGGUUGUAUCUGGGCGACCCAAGAUGACUUCCUCCUUGGCUUCAUUCAUAGACCAAGCCUUAUCCUGUAGUCCCCCACCAGCAGAAGAGAAGAAGCCCCAUUCAGACGUUCCUUUGCCCACUUUGCCCGUUUCCACUGUUUCUGAACCAUUGCACUUAACAAAUCAAUCCACUUUGUCUACGGUUACAACUCAGACAAAACCAAGCACUUUAAAGAAAGCUUCUAACAAGAAGAAGCAAAGAAAACCCCCUAAGGACAAUGGGAGUAAAAACUCCAGAAAGACGUUGCAUUGUAGUCCUGACCAACCUUAUAGAGAUAACAGAGAGUGCCCUUACUCUGAUCUUGACUCAGUCCCUAAGAUUUUGUGUCCUAAAGCACUUGAACGUCAGCCAAAGCUACUUCCAUCUCAGCCGUCCGUGGCAGUAGUCAAAGAGCUAAAGAAACAACCUGAGAUCCAGACUGGUCUUUGGUUUAGUAAAUCAGGCAAGGACAGGCGACCUAAAACGACCAGUCCAGUACCGGACCGGUCUCUCUUUAGUAAGGGUCCCUGUAAGAAAAAGCACUUAUCCACAGUUAAUAAGAAGGCGCAAAUUCCUUCUGCCUCAUUGAUUGGCUCCAGUGACCAGGUUGCACUGACAGACAAGAAGAAGUCAACAGAUAAUGGUCCAGUACUUGAGCAGUCAGUACCUGAGAAAUGUAGAACCACUGAGGCCAACCCUGUCGAUAGAAGUGGCAGUCCUGUUGAACAGUCAGAAUCUUUGGACAAACAAAACACCCAGUUGUCAAUUGACAGCGCUUGCUCCAAAGGUCAACAGUCACCCGAGGCCAUCACAACCCCUUCAAGCAGUUCAUCAGACAGCCCAGGGGCUAAAGAAGACUUGCAUCCCUCAGAGAAAGUCAGUUUUAAUGACCAUUCAGGUUCUUUAGAGAGUGUAAAGUGUGUAAGUCAAACUGAACUUUCCGUCAUCACGGCUACUAAAGAGCUUAAUGUAACUGAAACACUUUCUGACCAUGAGAAGGAAACCCAGGAGGCUUUGGUGUCCUGUUUAGAAGUUGAAACAAGUGAUCCAGGCUCCAGCUUAGAAGAGGAAACAAACCUGGUCACCCAACGCAGACUGCCGUUUGUGAAACUGAUACGAGAGGAGGUAGAAGAUAAGAAUCAUGACAACUCCAGCUCGACAGAUUCUCCCACUGACCAAAGCGAAUGCAAAGAGCAAGAGAAGACAUCGGACACUGACGUGAAUCAAGGAAACGCUAAUAAAUCAAACUCGAUUGGUAGUGAAGCCGAUGCCUCCAUGGAUCAAACGGCAUCCUCAGAGUCCAUUAAGGUGUCGGUCAAGAAGUUAAAAGCUAGAAGUGAGUCUGGCCUACUUCGGCUCUCAUCUGAGUCACCGCCUGGAGAUAAUGACGUGGCUUCCAUGAAAUCUUCUGACGAGUUAAGUAGCCCAGAAGUAGAACGGAUAUUGGUGUCAAAUGUUAGCCCAAAAAGUAUGGCUACCUUAGCGUCCAGUGAAUCAGACAGCUCAGAAUGUAAGAAAAGAUCCUCUGACCAGUCAGGCAAUACAGAGGAAAACCUCUCACCGAUUAAAGCUACGGCUUCUCCAUCUAGAAAUUCCCACGUCUCUAAAAGUAUGUCUCUUCCAAAACCCCAAAAAGCUGUUCACAAACUGAAGCAGGUUAAAGAAGUUAAGAAAGUCCUGAAAGAGCAGCCGGCCCAUCUUCCGGCCAGCAAUCGGCUGAUGACUCGAGCACUCAUGGCCUUGCGAGAGGUAGACCAGAAGAAGCGUAAAAAAGCCCAGCAAGAGAUUGAACAAAGUAAGCUGCUGAACCCUGUGGAGAAAGUUGAGGAUCUCACGUGGAAACCAGAACCCAAAGUUGAUAUUUGCACUAAUGUAAAAAAUCUCAAAUCUAAUCACAUUGACAAUGGUGAGUGUGAUCAAGGCACCUUUUCUAGAUGUAGCUCCCCUUCAUUACUGUUCUCUGAUUCAGAUGAUCUUGAGGCUGAUGUCAAAAGUGAAGAGGAAGACCUUUCGGUUUCUUCGACUCCCCCGAUGGACUUCAUACCCCUUACUUCUAAAAUAAAGGCGAAGCAGGAAGAUCAGCCCCCUACAAUACAAUCUUCACCUCCUUCACCGUUCUCCUUCAUGAAAACCUUUAAGAAUGUUAAGGAGGUCUCCUUUCAAUCUUUAUCGAAUGGUAGCGAUGGGAAACCAGUCAGCUUCAAGUCUGACCCAAAAUACCAGUUCAGCACUUUUCUUAUGAUGUUGAAGGACUUGCACGACACCAGAGAGCGAGAUGGCACGCCCCUGGAGUUAAACAUUGGGCCACCCAGUGCACAUGUGAAGGAGGAGCCUUUGGUGAUACCACCCAAGGCUUCGCUGGAAGGACAAGGUCAAAAAACUGAAUGUGUUCCUCGCACAACCGAUUCAAUCCCAGACAAAAGUGUGGUUGCACAAAACGGAUGUGGUACGGGUCAGAAACCCAAGAGGCCCUAUAACAGAAGGAGCAGCGUCCAUUGGCUGAAAAAGAAAACCAAUCGCAGGGUGCCUUUUCCCUCUGCCAGGUCUGGGCCUGGUUUUCCAGGACUUGAGGCAGCAACAGCAAUGGCUCCCUGGCCUGAAGUGGACCUCUCCACAAAAAUGCUGGAUGUACAAAGCGGCAGCGGCUGGAAGAGCAAGGCUGGUGUUGGUGAAUGCCUGGGAGGUCAAGAGGAGGCGCCGGAGGGGAGGUGGAAGAGAUUAAAGGGCAGUCAACAGAUUACUGUGCCUUUCGAAAAGAGGGAAGGUCCUACGCUCACCCCGGAACAGUCGACCAGGCUUACCGGAGACGGCUCGAAGAAUAAGAAAAGCUGGAUUCAUAAACCUGGGGAAGAUGACAAGGCUUCAGCAGAUUCAGAACAAAAGCGAGUACGAAAACCCAGCAAGCGAUUGCUUGAAUGGACUGAGGAGUACAACCACAUUUUCUCCACAAAGAAGAAACCCAAAAAGCCUCUCCAGUUGAUGGAUAAGGCCAACGAUUCUGUUACUUCACUUACUGAUCUGCCGGACUUGGACAAGAACCUACCCGACAGCUCGUCUUCCUCCUUACUUCCUGAAAUACUGACGCCGCCCCCCGAAGAACCCGCUCCAACGACACCUUCAGAAGUUCAGAUUCCCAAAGCAGAAAACCCGCCGGCACAAGAGAUGCCGGUGCUUUCCGUAGACUCCCUAACUCCUCCUCCUGAAGCUGAACCUUCGCUGACAGCAGGCCUCAUCAAAGACAACAAAGUUGCUCCUGUGCUUGAAAAGAAGCGGAAGAGGAAGCCCACUCAGAAGAUCCUGGAGUACUGUCUGGAGGCCGAGGCAUCUACAGUCCCAAAGAAGAAGAUGAGAGCGCUGAAGACAAAUUCAAAUGCUGCACCUCUGCCAGAUUCUCCUCCGCCGCCUUCUAAAUCCAAGACCAAACCCCUUCCAGCGUCCCCACCAGUCUGCGAGCUCACCACCUGCACACCCGCACCCUCCAUUCAGACUCAAACCCCUCCUGCACCGCCCGCCCCGGCGUCCAGCCUGCCCGAACCUGAACAGGUGGAGACAACACCUGCAGAGGCGUCUCAGUCGGACGACAACAGCCUCCAGGAGGACACCAAGGACUCCGCAGAGUCCGAGGAUGAGAAGUUUGCGCCGGAGCACAGGUUCUCCUCCUUGAAGGACGACCUGUUGCUGUGUGACGACGCCGUUUCACCUGUGAGGAAGAUCAUAGGUGACCGAGGAGGGCCAGCCUCCAUGAAGGAGAACGUGUGCCAGGUGUGUGAGAAGACGGGGGAGCUGCUGCUCUGCGAGGGUCAGUGUUGCGGAGCUUUUCACCUGGCCUGCAUCUCUCUUGCCGAGGCGCCAAAAGGGAAGUUUGUCUGCCCAGAGUGCAAGUCAGGGGUCCACACCUGCUUUGUGUGUAAAAAGCGCAGCCAAGACGUGCGCCGCUGCAUGAUUCCUGUGUGUGGCAAGUUUUACCACGGCGAGUGUAUCGCAAACUACGCUCCGACGGCGCCGGUGAACCGAAGUUUCCGCUGCUCCAUCCACGUCUGCCUGACCUGCUUCAUCGCCAGCCCCAACAGCUCGUCCAUCUCCAAGGGCCGUCUGGUGCGAUGCGUUCGCUGCCCGGUGGCCUAUCACGCCACGGACCUGUGCAUGGCGGCGGGCAGCGUUGUGCUCUCCAACAACAGCAUCAUCUGCCCGAACCACUUCGCCCCGCGCCGCGGCGUCAAGAACCACGAACACGUCAACGUCAGCUGGUGCUUUGUCUGCACCGAAGGAGGAAGCCUUCUGUGCUGCGAGUCUUGUCCGGCGGCGUUUCACAGAGAGUGUCUGAACAUUGAGAUGCCCAAAGGCAGCUGGUUCUGCAAUGACUGCAAGGCUGGGAAAAAACCUCGCUACAAGGACAUCCUGUGGGUGAAGGUCGGCCGCUACAGGUGGUGGCCGGCAGAGGUCAGCCAUCCCAAAACCAUCCCGGGGAACAUCCAGCGGAUGAGGCACGAUGUCGGCGAGUUCCCAGUGCACUUCUUUGGCUCCAACGACUACCUGUGGACCUACCAGGCCAGGGUCUUCCCGUACAUGGAUGUCGAUGCAAACAGCAAAGAGAAGAUGGGCAAAGGUGUCGAUGCCACAUACAAGAAAGCUUUGGAGGAGGCCGCCCUGCGAUUCCGUGAGCUACAGGCAGAGAAGGAGCUUCGGCAGCUUCAAGAGGACAAGAAGAACGACAGAAAGCCACCACCAUACAAACAUAUUAAGGUGAAUCGUCCAAUAGGAAAAGUUCAGAUCUUUACUGCCGACCUAUCAGAGAUCCCCCGCUGCAACUGCAAGGCGACAGACGAGAGUCCGUGUGGGAUGGACUCUGAGUGCAUCAACCGCAUGUUGCUGUACGAAUGCCACCCUCAGGUUUGCCCAGCCGGCGAGAGAUGCCUCAACCAGGCGUUCACCAAGCGCCAGUACAGCCAGGUGGAGAUCUUCAGGACUCUCUCUCGAGGUUGGGGCCUCCGCUGUGUCCACGAUAUCAAGAAGGGUCAGUUUGUGACCGAAUACGUCGGCGAGGUGAUUGGCGAGGAGGAGUGCAGGUCGAGGAUCAGACACGCCCAGGAGAACGACAUCUGUAACUUCUACAUGUUAACUCUAGACAAGGACCGAAUAAUCGACGCCGGGCCAAAAGGGAACGAGGCUCGCUUCAUGAACCACAGCUGCCAACCAAACUGUGAGACGCAGAAGUGGACAGUCAGCGGAGACACUCGGGUGGGGCUGUUCGCUCUGGUCGACAUCACUGCAGGCACAGAGCUGACCUUCAACUAUAACCUGGAGUGCCUGGGCAACGGGAAGACGGUGUGUAAGUGCGGCGCGCCAAACUGCAGCGGCUUCCUGGGCGUCAGGCCCAAGAACAACCCGCCGUCGGAAGACAAGGGCCGCAAGCUGAGGAGGCGAGGCCACGGCCGGAGGAAGAAGAAGGUGGUGUUGACCAAAGAGAGAGAGGACGAGUGUUUCAGCUGUGGAGACGGAGGACAAAUGGUCUCCUGCAAGAAGCCAGGAUGUCCCAAAGUGUACCACGCAGACUGCUUAAACCUCACAAAGAGGCCUGCAGGUCGCUGGGAAUGUCCGUGGCAUCAGUGCGACGUAUGCGGGAAGGAGGCGGCGUCCUUCUGCGAGAUGUGUCCCAGCUCCUACUGUCCCCAGCACCGAGAAGGGCUGCUCUUCAUCUCCAAGCUGGACGGCAAGCUGUGCUGCAGCGAGCACGACCCCUGCGGUCCGGAGCCUCUGGAGCCGGGAGAGAUACGCGAGUACCAGCCUGAGCCGGGAGCCCUCACCUCCGGCCUGGGCAUGGCCGUCAUCCCCUCCGGCGGCCCGAGUGCCGCCGGCCCCCUCAGCCGGCCCGGCGGCGGCGGCGGCAGCAGGAGCGCGAAGGAAGACGGCGACGCCGGCGGCAGUCAGGAGACGUUCCCUUCGUUCUCCAUCCCGGUGCCCAUCACCAUCCCUGUCGGCGGCACGUCUCCGUGUAACAGCAGCUCCGACGCGGCCAGCAGCCCGCACGUGUUCGACCUCCCCCACUACUCGCCCAUCUCCUCCUACGAAGAAGAGAGGGACGUCUUGGAGGAAGAGGAGGAGGAGGAGGAGGAGGGGGAGCUGCUGGAGGAAGAGGAGGAGGAGGAGGAGUUAGUGGAAGAAGGGGAAGUCAGCAGGAAUAAGUGGGACUCUCAGGAGGAAGACGAGGAGGACGUGGGGCUGGAAUACCUGGAGCUCAAGGACGAAGAGGACGAAGAGGAGGACGAUUGAUGCGCACAGAGUUAUUUAUGAUUAUAACUCCAGGUCACUGCAGCAAGGCAGCACUUGAAACUUAACGAUGUUCUGGAGGAUUUGGGGGGGGGUUUAGGAGAAAAAUAAAUUCACACGAGCAUAAAUAAAUUGUGAAGCUAUAAACUUAAAAACACGAACACCACAUAGAUUUUUUAAAUAGAAUAACAUAUAUAUAUCCGUCAUCCUCACAAUUUAUUUAUAGUCGCUCUCGUACCUCAUCGUCACACACUCGCACCUUUUCGUAUGAGAGAUUUUGAUUUUGCAACGAUCCGAAAAAAUGUUCUCCAGAAACUCUAGAAUCCUAUUUAACGAAAGUGUUUUUGGUCUUUUAGAUUUCAAUCAUCCGCUGCUUUGGGUUUCACGCAGGUCAGAGAGGCGUCACGUCGGAACAUUUUAUCUCCUCAGCGUCGCCUCGCGUCUCUGCUGGACCCAAUCUCAUCCUUGUGGAGUUUUUUUGUCACACGCAGCUGGACUUUGCUGCGGCCGAAACCUCCAAAAAGGUUAUGAACCAUCGGGGAUUUGGAGCACAGGCGUCUAAGAAAUCCCCUUUGUCUCCGACUCGUGUUGUGUGUUGGUGCUUCAUGAUGAAGUGGAAAUACAUCAGAUGAUCGCCUGGCGAACAGAACCGUGCUGUUGGCUUUGACUGCUUAAAAAAAAAGAAAAAAA
Fundulus heteroclitus (mummichog) is the source of this 7205-nucleotide messenger RNA. RefSeq names its product nuclear receptor binding SET domain protein 1b (gene nsd1b). Gene Ontology annotation, molecular function: histone H3K36 methyltransferase activity; protein binding. The record is from RefSeq and is a predicted model, not a curated record. Gene Ontology annotation, biological process: regulation of DNA-templated transcription. Lineage: Eukaryota; Metazoa; Chordata; Actinopteri; Cyprinodontiformes; Fundulidae. Gene Ontology annotation, cellular component: chromatin; nucleus.